AAAAAAACUAAUCUCUACCCGCCUUUCUCUCUCACUCUUUAGCUACACCUUCAAACCGCCAUAGCCGCAGUCCUCUGCUUGUCUCAGCUCCGUAGUCAGCCACCGAUGCUCACAACACUGCCAUCGAAGCCAAAGGCCAGAAAAAUCUCUCUCUCUCUCUCUCUCUUAAUUUCUCUUGAUUUGACAUUGUUUGGUUGCCGAGAAACUGUGUAAAAACUGGAAAUUUUCUUGUAUCUGUUGCUUAAUAUGCCUAUAUAUGGAUUUUAAACUCGUUUUUGGAUGUGGGUAUUUGAAGGGCUUAUAUGGUUUGUGCGUGUAGGCUGAUUUGCGUCCAGUGUGAAAAGGCUAUGAAAGGUGUUUGUGAAAAGUUCUCUUAGAAACUAAGGUAUUCCACACUCAUUACAAACAAGUCCAUUGUGCAAAAAAUAGCUCAUCAGAAUUUAAAAACAAGCCCGUUAUCGGUUUUGCAGUUUAAUGAAAUGGAAGUAGCAUAUUGGUAUAUUUGUAUUGGAAUUUGUGGUUCAAUACAAUUGGUAGUCUCCGGCUGUUUCUGAUAUAAUUUUGUUUCAUUUUGGUUUUGUGUAUAUGAAAUGGUCGAGGGUUUGAUAAUUAUGACGAAAAAGUAGUUUAAAAAAAAAAAAAAAAUAUAUAUAUAUAUAUAUAUAUAUAACUUUGGGUAUAUUUUUGGUCUUAUAAAUGAGUACAGUUUGAAAUGAUUGUUGUAAUUAUGCAUAUGCUUGGGAAUUUUCUUUUGUUAAUGCAUUAUUGAUUUGAGUAGGUGGUUUUGGGUCAAUUUACUAUUUUUUGCAAAAUGUUUUUGGGUAUAUAUUGAUAAAAUUUGCUGUAUUGAGCUUUAUUUUCUUUUCUGUAUCAUAAAGUGAAAGAUGUAUCUUGGAAUUAAGUGGUGUGAUACAUUAUAACCAGUAUUAGAAUGUGGGGCUUUGUUGUUUUGGGCUAUCCCAAAGAUGCAACCCUAUGAAUUGCAUUUGCAACAGAUGGGGAAGCCAGCUGUUUUGUAAUUCUAGAGGGCUUUAUUCAAUUUAGUGGUUCAUUGAUGUUUAUGUGACAGUUAUAGGUUUCUGUAGAUUGAUAAAGUUUUAUUUUUGGCAGAAAAAAAAUUCGCAGUUUCUAGAUGUUUUAAAUUCAGUAUCAGAGAUGCUAUCAUACCAAAUUUCAUCACAAAGGCUCAUUCCUAUCUAAUGUUUCAACUCACUCAAAGUUUAUUGCUUAGUUAUGCCACACCCUGUAGUUCUAACCAGUUAGAAGUUUUACAGAAUGCUAGUUCCAUGUGUUCGGUUCUUUCCUGAAAGUUUCAAGUGUUAUACGGACUUAUAACAAUUUCAAAGCCAGCUGGUCAGUUUCUGUCAACAGUAAAUUGAAUCUGCAUUGUUCUACACCAGCUGAAAGAGGUCACCAUCAAGUGAUGUUCAGUGUGGUACCAGCUUGGGUUUUUAUCAAUGGUGGAAGCUUUAACUUCAAAAAUACCAAGCCCACUUCAUGGGUUGCACACUAAACCCUCACUCCAAUCUUUUUCUUCACCUCCCAAUCCCAAACCCUAAUAAAUCUCCAACACACCUCUGUCCCAGUCCUCCUCAGCCGCUCCCAUGGCUGCUGCUGCUGCUGCUCUCCAACUCAGACCCAAACACAGAACCCUCCACAACCCUUCUCUCAUCCACCUCUUCUCCACCUCGUCCACCCCUCCUCCUGACCCCACCACUGAUCAAUACCCAUCCUCCACUUCAUCCCAAUCCCAAUCCCAAUCCUCAUUUUCUUCCCAUUUCUCUGAUGUCAAAGCUAGUCUCAAACAACAACAAAGACCUAUUUCCCCAUUUUCUUCAAGGAACCCCACAAACCCAUCCAAACCUUCAAACCCUUUAAGCUCAUCUUUUUCUAGGCCUUCCAAAGCCGCUUCCCUUGAAGAAAUCUGCAAGAACCUAUCUGAGUUUCGCACCAGAUCCUCUGUGCCACCUUCCACCAUUCAACCCAACUCUACACACUCCUCUCAGAACAUCUCAUUUCAAGAGCUUUACAAACGGAAUGUGACUGCGAAGGCAGACGAGAAUGCUACCACAAAUACCACCGAAUCUGGCCUUCGAAAGUCGGUGGUGGUGGCAUUGGCCGCAAUCUUUCCUUUGAAGCGAUUCGAGAAAGCUUGAGGCAGAUUCAUUUGAAAACUGAGCCACCCCAAAAUCAGAGGAGCAGUGGGGACCCCAUGACCUUAUUGGCAUUUAAGAAUAGUUUGAAAUUGAAGCCGACAUCAAAUUCGGGCCCAGUGAUUGGUGGGACUGAUAUGCUGCCGCUUUCGGUGUUCGGGAAUGGGAGGGAGAGAAAGGCAGGGGAGAGGGAGACAAUGGCGAUGAAGACAGAGUUUGUGAAGAUGUAUAGCUAUGGGGAGUUGGGGGAAAAGCUGAGGAAUCUUAGGCCUUCUGUGGAGGAGGUGAAGAAGGAAGGGGAGACUUUGUGGUUUUCUCUCUCAGAGUUGAAUGAGAGGCUGAUGAAGUUGAGGGAGAUGGAGGAGAAGGAUACUGAGUUGAGGAUUGGUGGAAUUUCAUUUAAGGACUUGAGGGAGAGCUUGGAUUGGAUGAGGCAGCUGGAACUUGAGAAGGCAAAGAAAAAUUCAGUCCAGAGACUUGAUAUCUUGGGUCAGUUAGGCAGAACUCCUGACUUUAUGCUUCAACCUCCAAAGGAGCAUCUAGUUGAAAAGUAUUUCCAUCCGGAUAAUAUGUCUUCUGCAGAAAAACUGAAAAUUGAGCUUGCAAAAGUUAGAGAUGAAUUUAAAAUGUCAGAUUCAGAUUGUGGAUCUGGACGCGUUCAAGUGGCACAACUCACAACUAAGAUCAAGCAUCUAUCUUCAGUUUUACACAAGAAGAACCAUGUACUCCUCGAGAUGGAGCAAUGCGUUUGGGCAGCAAUCGUAUGCGGCUCAAUCAGCUGCAUAUGGCGCUAGUAAAAUGAGUUGAAGCAGCUAGCAGCCAUCUAUUAAAAGUCUGAAGAGAAGGGUACAGAGCAGUGGUGACAUAAUCAAGCUCACCCUUGCACCCCCUCCUUCGUGGUAGAUGGAAUAUGGAAUUUAAGAAACAGAGCUGUUUUCCAAGGCGAGAAAGUUAACAUCCGUGAAGCCUGCUUGCGGAUUCAAAGCAGAAUCAUAGAGUUCCGUACUGUAAUCCAGGCAGCCAACAAAGCUCAUUGCGCAUCUUCAUCCCAGGUUUGGAAGCCACCCUUGACUAGGUUCGUCAAGCUAAAUAUGGAUGCUGCAACUGGACCAUCAGGAACUGCACUAGCAGUAGUAGCAAGGAACUCCCUCGGCGAGGUGAUCAAAGUUUGGGCUAAACCUCACCAUAGCUGCACCCCCAUCCAAGCAGAAGCAAGUGCAAGGCAGUCAAUCUAGCCUCUAAUGAAGGGUGGAAACAAGUAAUCAUAGAGAGCGAUUCCAAGAUGUGUAUGGAUUUACUGUCUGACAAUCCUUUUGUGCCUAACUGGGCCAUCAGCAAUGAUAUUGUUAAUAUCCUAAACUCUGCAUCAGUUUUUCUUAGUUACUCUUUUGUUUGGGUCCGUAGGUCUUGUAAUUUUGCAGCACAUAAUGCUGCAAAGCUAGCUUUGAAUUCUGCAUUACCUUUGUGAUUGACAAGGAGAAUCUACCUGAGGUUGUCCUCUUUGCUUGUGUGGUAGACUCCUAUGCUGUAGUAUCUUCUUUUUCGUAUGAAUGACAUUGAAGUUUAGCCAAAAAAAAAAAAAAAAAAAAAAAAAAAGUCAAGUG
Quercus robur (English oak) is the source of this 3757-nucleotide messenger RNA. Its product is annotated as probable 37S ribosomal protein S28, mitochondrial. Bases 2213 to 2947 code for a protein of 244 amino acids. The record is from RefSeq and is a predicted model, not a curated record. Gene Ontology annotation, molecular function: structural constituent of ribosome. Gene Ontology annotation, cellular component: ribosome. The transcript has 7 exons. Lineage: Eukaryota; Viridiplantae; Streptophyta; Magnoliopsida; Fagales; Fagaceae. Gene Ontology annotation, biological process: translation.